AUGUCACAAAUGGAUAUAUCGCAAGUGCAAAUGGUGCGGUCUGCGAAAGGCGUUGAUAUGCUAUGUGUUGAUAAUUUCUUAUAUCAUUUUGUUGAUCGAGGGAAUAAAAGAUGCCGAUGGGUGUGCAAUAGGUUGAAAAGUAAAUACCAGCCAUGCCGUUCAAGAAUAGCCACUGUUAUAGUGGAAGGUGAUGAGUCUCAACAUAAGGUAGUGAGAGUAACGAAUGAACAUACGCAUGAACGCUGUUCCGAAAAAGAAAUUUCCAAAGUAGUUGAACGAAAACUACGUGCAGAUUUGGCUGGUAAACCAUGCACUUUGAAAAGCAAACGUAUUAAACAGAGAGAACAUUUAUCAGAUGAGGAUAGUAAUUCCAAUAGGCAAAGAUGGGUUGGAGGUUCGGAAUCUGAUGAGUGGCCUGCAGAUGAUGACGACAUAUUUCCAAAGGAAAUUAAUAAAAAUAAAGUUGUUGAAACGUAUUCCGAUAAAUCUAUCAUCGGUAAAAGUCAAGGAAAAUUCUUCAAUUUCGAAAAACAAAAGUUAUAUAUGCUUAAAACAGCACUUGGUCGCCAAAUGAUAUCAGUGGACGGUUUUUUAUAUCGCUUAGAAUCCAAAUCCAUUACAUCGAGUACUCAUCGCUGGGAGUGUAUACGACAAAAUCCCCCAUGUAAGACUCGUAUUCUUACAGAGUGCUUAACGAAUGACACUCAUCGCUUAAAGGAGCAUCAGAUAGUAUAUCACAGUCAUGACGGGUAUACCCUUUCCAAAUUGACUAAACUACUCCUUAAAAACAAUAUAAGUGUACUAACUGAAAAUGGAGACGAAAAUAAAGCAUUCAAAAGAAUUAAAGAAUCGGAAAUCGCAGAAAAUUACGCAUUAGCAAGCGGUACUUCAUCAAGUAAACCUCCGAAAAAGCGUAUAAUUGAAAAUUUGAACGCUAAAAUAAAAAAUGCGUCAACAGAAACACCUAGCAAUAGCCAAGGGAAAAUCAAACGAUUUCGAACAAAAGCGCAGCCUGUUACCUACACCUAUUCAGAAGAUCCUCUAGCAGCUCUAUCAACCAGCACAAAAUAUGACUUAGAUAAAGCAAAAUUUACGUUUUUACCUUCGGCUAAAGGCCAUAAGGUUCUUUGUCUUGAUAAUUACAUUUAUCAUUUGGAUACACGAAGUCCACGCAAUGGCCGGGCAUAUUGGACAUGUCUCUUACGUCGUGAUAAGUUUUACAAAUGUAAUGCUCGGGUAACGACAGAAAUGACACAUAAGGGUCCCAUUAUAAUACGAGUGUCCGGGACACAUUUGCAUUCAAAUCAUUCACAAGAUAUUAAACGGCGCUUGUGCAGAAGCUUUGUUGUGCAAAAUGCAGAGAAGGCCGGGUUGAAAACUGAAAAUAUUCUAAACGAGUCGGGAAAUGGAUUAAAUAAAGAAUUUAAGGAGAUUGUAGAAAGGUCGAAAGAAACCAUUGAACGUAGAAUUGGACAUCUGAGUAAGCAAGUUAGUGAUGCAGAACAAGAAAAAACGGCGAAAAGUUCAACAACAAUGGAUUUGUGUGAGAAUACUGUUUCCAGUUUUUCUAGCGUUUUAGACUCAGAUGACGAUCACCUAGAUAGUUCUUCUGUUCUACCUACAAAUUUGGAAGAAAUGCGUGAGAAUCCUAAAAUAUCUGUUGUUUGUGACACAGAUGCAAUGCCAAAUGAUUCUGAAGAUUUACAAAAGCGAGAAAUUGUUUAUAACGUUACAUACCAAGAUUUAGUGGAAGAGAUGACUGCAGGAGACGAAAUGGAAGUUGAAUAUUUAGACAUAGGUACAUACAGUAAUGAUGACCAUUUGGACAUAAGUACAAUUAAAAACGAAGAUUAUUUGGACUUAUCGACAAAUCAAAAAGAUCUAUUAGAUACAAAUUUAACAAUCGAUACAGAAAUGAAUGUAAACAACGUCUCAACUUUGCGUUCAGCGAAGGGCGGCGAAUUAUUAUGUGUCGAUGGUUAUAUUUACCAUUUGAGAAGUACGCAGAAUAAUCGCACCUAUUGGUCGUGCAUAAAAUCCAAAGAUCCGGAGCUUAAUUGCAAAAGUCGUGUAUCCACAAUCAAUGUGGAUAAUGAGAUUCGUGUUUUCCGUACAACUAACCAUCACACACAUCCGGUGAUUGAGUCAGAUAUUAAACGCCGUUUAUAUAACGAAAUAAAAAAUGAGCAAUAUGAUCCCGCUAAACUAUAUGCAGCAGCAUCAAUAGAUGCUCUGAAUACGAAAUACACAAAAAUAUUGGGAAAAGAUAGUUCGAAAAAAGGAUUAGACAAUUUCGAUGCGGAAAUCGAAGAUGCAAUAGGUAUGACGAUGAAAUUGUAUGCCGUGUCCGAUGGUCCACCAUCGCUAGCAGUUCGCAUGGUUCUUAAGGCUCUCAACAUUUCUUACGAAUUGAUUAAUAUCGAUUUCAUCGCGGGAGAACAUAUGACCGAGGAAUAUGCCAAACUUAAUCCGCAAAAAGAAAUUCCCGUACUUGACGAUGAUGGCUUUUAUUUAUCCGAAAGCAUUGCAAUAAUGCAGUAUAUUUGUGAUAAAUAUGGACCAAAUAACAAUCUUUAUCCGAAGGAUGCAGCUAAGCGCGCUAUUGUGAACCAUCGGCUCUGUUUCAACAUGGGCUUUUACUAUGCAGCCAUUUCAGCUCAUAGCAUGGCACCCAUAUUUUUCGAUUACCAACGCACCGAUAUGAGCCUUAAAAAAGUUAAUAAUGCCUUAAGUGUUUUUGAAAUAUAUUUGCGAGAUGGAAACACAAAGUAUGCUGCUGCAGAUUUUUUGACUAUUGCUGAUUUCGGUUUAGUGUCAGCCACUUUGUGCUUAGAAGCAAUAAACUUUGAUUUGUCACCUUAUCCAUUGGUACAGAAAUGGUACGAAACAUUUAAGCUGGAAAACCCUGAAUUGUGGAAAAUUGCAAAUGGUGGAAUGCAGGAAAUUGCGGAAUUCGAGAAAAAUCCUCCUGAUUUAUCUCACAUGAAGCAUCCAUUUCAUCCAACACGCAAAUUAAAAGAAUAAAAUUGGACACUUGGAAAUUCACAUUUACUGUACUAUGAAUACAAAUACACAUACAUACAUAUGUGCUGAUGCAACACAUUCACAUAGAUUACUAUUAAGAUUUGAGCUACUUGGACUUUAGGUUCUUUUACUGGAAGUGCUCCAAUUCAUGUUAAUAAAAUUACUGUUACCACAAUA
This is a messenger RNA of Bactrocera tryoni, 3201 nucleotides long. RefSeq names its product glutathione S-transferase 1-1 (gene gfzf). The record is from RefSeq and is a predicted model, not a curated record. NCBI's taxonomy places the organism in Eukaryota, Metazoa, Arthropoda, Insecta, Diptera, Tephritidae. Gene Ontology annotation, molecular function: glutathione transferase activity. The transcript has 5 exons. Bases 1 to 3024 code for a protein of 1007 amino acids. Gene Ontology annotation, biological process: glutathione metabolic process.